CAUAUUUCUCUCUCUCUCUCUCUCUCUCUCUCUCUCUCUCCAUAAUAAAACAAACUUACGUUUCUGUUGUAGCCCAAGACCCAAAACUCCUCUGUUUUGCCCUGCCUCUCUCACUCUUCUAGUUCUACCCAUAAAAGAAAAAGACCCUUUUUUCUCAUUCCAACCCUCCAAGUCACUCUCUCUCACUCUUCGCACUAGAAAAACCAAAAAAACAAAAAACAGAAAGAGAGAAACUUUUCAGUUUUCCAUUUUCACCCCAGAAGCCAAAAGUCCUCUGUUUCACACCAUCGCAACAACUUCUUUUCCAUUUUUUUGGAUACCUUUUUGUUUUGGGUUUAAUAUCGGACAUACAACAACAACAAACAAAAAGAAAAAGAUGGCAACUAUUGUAUGUCCAGGUUUACAGUCAUGUCUAGAGUCUCCUCUAGAGCCAAGAGCACUGAGGCUAAAACUCUCCUCAUCAAUCUUACCUCACUUUUCGCGCCCCUUUGAGCCAUUUUUCCAGGAAGCGAAAACGACAGAGACGACGAGGAAAUUUCACUGCUCCAACGAUGAUCACAAAGAAGAGGGGAAUACUACUACUACUACUACUAAUAAUAAUAAUACUAAUAAUAAUAAGAAGAAUAUUAAUAAUAGUAACAACAACAACAACAACAGUAAUGGGGGUUGGAGCUUCCUCCAGUCUCUCCCCACCGCCAAGAGUGAGAAAGAGAAAGCGACAUACGUCCACCCUCUGGUAAAACGAUCGUCGUCUGCCCUCAGCCAGAAGAGCCUGGAGUUGUGCACGGAGAAUCUGGGGAACGAGACGGGAAGCUGCGACGUAAUCGAGAGCGGCAUUUUGUCGAGCGCUUGGAGUUCGGAGAUGAAAAAGGAGGAGAAGAAAACGACGACGGAGGAGAAGAAAACGACGACGGAGGAGAAGAAAACGACAACGAGGGGAAAAAGAAGCUUCCCACCGCCAUUGACGACGAUGAGUGGGAGGGAUUCUCUGCAGGUGAGGCCACACAGGGAAGAUGGGCGGCUGGUAAUCAGGGCCGUUAAAGGGCCAUCAACAUUGAGAUCUUGUUUCCAUGCGGAGAGAAGUGAUGGCCGCCUAAGACUGCGUUUGUUGGAAGAAGAUUAUUGCGCACCACCGGCUACGUUUGACUCGGAGGAGAAAAAUGUGGUGAGUGAAAAGGAAGGGCAUGAAAACGACACAAAAGAGGAAAACGACGUCAAAGAAGAGGAGGAAGAAGAAGUGGAGGAAAGGGAGAAGGGUAAAAUGGGAAUAAGGGAAAAGUAUGAGAGAGGAGCAAGUAAUAUGAGGAGGUGCAAAGAAGAUGGUGAAGUACAAUAUGAGAAGAAAACAAGUUCAAUGUUAAAUUGGGAGCCUUUAUGGGUGGCUUCUUCUUAA
Molecule: messenger RNA, 1393 nt
Organism: Morus notabilis
Lineage: Eukaryota; Viridiplantae; Streptophyta; Magnoliopsida; Rosales; Moraceae
Product: protein FANTASTIC FOUR 3
Exons: 1
Coding region: 377-1393 (338 amino acids)
Source: RefSeq, a predicted model, not a curated record